AUGGGGUGUGUAGUGGGGGGGGGUGUUGUGAAGGGGGGGUGGGUUGGUUUGUAUUGGAUUUGGGUGUUUUGGGGGUGGGUAUGUGAGGGGGGGGGGGUGGUUAUAAUAGGGAGUGAUAGUAGGGUUUGGGGGGGUGGGAUGGGGGGGUUUUUGUGUUUGGUGGGUGGGGGGGGGAGAGUGGUUACAAUGUCAAUGUUUGGGGAUAGGGUGUUGUGGUUGUUUGGAGGUCUUGGAUUGAGAAAAGGGGGAUUGGUUGUGGGUAUUGAGGGGGGUGUUGUAGAGUUGAGUAAUAUAAGUGGUGUGUGGGGGUAUGGUGAAGGGGUGGGGUGUUGGGGUGUGGGUGUGGUUGAAUUUCGAUGA
This is a messenger RNA of Knipowitschia caucasica, 360 nucleotides long. The record is from the annotation of a GenBank genome assembly. NCBI's taxonomy places the organism in Eukaryota, Metazoa, Chordata, Actinopteri, Gobiiformes, Gobiidae.